Molecule: messenger RNA, 6312 nt
Organism: Drosophila kikkawai
Lineage: Eukaryota; Metazoa; Arthropoda; Insecta; Diptera; Drosophilidae
Gene: sba
Product: six-banded
Cellular component (GO): nucleus; chromocenter
Molecular function (GO): chromatin binding; DNA binding
Source: RefSeq, a predicted model, not a curated record
AAAAGCGAAUGCAAUUCGAAUUUCGGGCAGCAAAAAAUUUUCGUGUGCGCGUUUGCCAGUGGUACAGAGAGAGAGCGAAAAAAGAGAGAGAACGAGAGUGGCAGCCAGAGAGCAAGCGAGAGAGCCAUAAUAUUGCGUGAAUCAAGCGAGCGACACAAAAUUGUUGUAAUUAAUUCAUAUUUAAUUGGCAUUUGGUGUAAUCCGAGUCUGUGCAUAAUAAAGCCCAAAACGAAGUGCAGCUGCCAGCUAGUGAAGUGCGUUGUGUGUGUUUGUGUGUUGUAGCGUAAUGCGUAUUGAGGUCACUUUGUACAUAUUAUAGCAGCAGUAAACCGCAGCAUAGGCACGCGUUUUCUCGCCCCAUCUGUGCGAGUGUGUGUAUGUGUGUGCGAUUGCCCAAUACCCGUACCAGCGAGCAAAGAUAGCCACCAAUAUUCCGUUUUCAUCCCACUGCCCAAGGCAAACAGCUGCUGCUCCCGCUCCCGCUCUCGCCGCCCGUCGUUGUUGUGUUUGUGUGCGGAUCGCCCGAGCAGAACCGGAGGGCAGGUGGUGUCCGCACAGGCAAACACACGCAUUAAUUAUAAAGGCGCCCUGUAUUAAUACGGCUGCUUAAAAACGGUCUGCAAAUAAUUGUGCUAAAGUAAAGCGUUUUCUUUUUUGUUUCUGGUGUUUGCUUGGUGGAUACACGAGUCGGGUCGGAGAGGGAGUAAGUGCGUGCCUUGGUGUGGGUGAACUGAAGCGGUCCCCCUUCUCGCCAUUGGGUUCCCCCCUCUCUUUCGCUCUUUCGGUGUCUUCAUGCUCCAUUCACCUACUUUUACGCGUUGGCGCUCUUUGCUCUCCACUGGCUCCGUCUGUGUCCGUGCCCUGAGUGCCUUGUGUGUGUGCUGACGUUCGUUUUCUGAAUUCCAAAUGAAGUCAUGAGCACCCAGCAACAACAACAACCACAAUCGUUGUCGCAUUGUUACAGCCAGAAAAGCUGAGAAUACAACAAAAUAAUAAUAAUAAUAAUACAAAAGGAAAAAAAGUGAAAUUAAGUGUUUAAAAAAGAAACAAAAACAAAUCGUAAAAACAUGAACAUGACAUGGCCGCGUCUCGUUUACACAAUAACUCAAAAUUAAUUUAAUAUGCUGGCAAAUGAGCAAAGCGAAAAGCACGCUAAAAGCUCCUAAAUUGCGGAGGAGCUUGUAAACGGCUGCUGAUAUCGCCAUGGCUGCCGCCUCGGCUGGCCAGCAACAGCAGCAGCAUCAGCACAAGCUGAAUAUAGCUGGGAAUGCUGAGACAGUUGCCAGCAGUGAGAUGCAUCACCAACAGCAGCAGCAGCAGCAGCAUCAGCAACAUCAUCAGUUUUUCCAGCAGCAACAGACGAAAUUUGUAUCGCGGGUCGUUACAAGUGCAUCUAUACAACAACAGCAACAUCAGCAGCAAACGCAGCAGAUAAUGCCAGUUGGAUUGGUGAAUGGCAAUGGCAGCAACAUGAUGCAUCUACAGCAGCAACAACUGCAGCAGCAGCAGCAGCAACGCAACAACCAGCAGCAACAUAUUUUUGUGUGCCCCACCAGUAACCAGCAACUCCUCCUGCAACACCAACAACAGCAGCAAACCAAACAGCGCCAGGCGCAGAUAAAAUUGCCAAUGAAGUCAACGGCAGCAGCAGCAUCAACAGUAGUAUCGGCAGCAACUGCUGCUGGUGCUGCUGCAACGCAUUGCAUGCCGACAACAAUUGCAUCGGCAUCGCGUCAAAUGAGUCAGAACAAUCAGCUCUAUGCCAAGAAUGUUGCCAAAGCCAACAAUGCCAGCGGCAACAGCAACAGGAAGACCAAUAGUUACAAUGGAAAUUUGGCCCCUGGCUGGCGUCGUUUAACCAACAACAACGAGGUGGCCUACAUCAGCCCCUCGGGCAAAACGAUGCGCACGCAGUUCCAGAUCAAGGACUAUCUGCUCUCACAGGGUACCUGCAAGUGCGGCCUGCCGUGUCCGCUGCGCCCGGAAUACCUAUUUGACUUUAAUGCCCAGGUGCCCAAUAUGCCGCUCAAGUCGCCGACGGAGGCGUCAAUGCCAACACCUUGCCUUCACCAGCGGCGAUUUCUUGAAUCUCAGCAACUGCAACCACAACAGCAACAGCAGCAGCAGCAAUCCCAACAUCUAAAGCAGCAGCAGGCUGUCAAAGAUGUGUCCGUAUCGGUAUCCGUAUCCGCAUCUGGGCCAGCAGCAACUGUCAGCGAUGUGUUCUCCACACUGAUGACAUCGACAGCCAGAACGACGACAACAGCCUCCUCAGCAUCCUCGUCAGCAGUAGCAACAUCAACAGCCCCAGCGGCAAUAGCCACUGCACUUGAAUUGGCCAACAAAGACGCUGAUUGCCACAAAUAUGGCAAUAACAAAUUACCUGCCUCGGUCCGGAUCUCGACCACGCCCGCGUCCACAGCGACGUCCUCGCACCCGCUUCCGCUCCAGCUUCCGGUCUCGAGUGCGGUGCCAACUAGUCAAGCAUUAGCUCCAGCUGGCGGAGCUGCACCCCAGCGUUCAGUGGCGGGACAUGUGAUAAAGCCGCCUCCAGCGACUGUUGCCUUUGCGGGAGGAGCCACCAACAUUACCCAGCAGCAACAGCAGCAGCCCAACUUCAAGGACGAUCCCGCUGGCUAUUUGCAGCAGCAAACGGCACUGCUCCACAAUUCCCUGGGAGGAGUGGGUCUGGAUAUAACCAAAACAGUGCCGGCAACAUCCACUGCGCGAGCUCUGCCCCAGGAACCCAUCGUGCAUAGCUCCCAGCAACAGCAGCAGCAGCAACAGCAAAAUCUCCAACAGCAGCAACUCCAACAGCUGCAGCGCCAAAGGAUGCGACGACUCUCGCUCUUUGGCAAAUGGGAGGCCGAGCCAGUGCCCGUGAGUAGUCCACAAAGUGCUCCCAUGGUCGGAGCCCGUUCCCUGCAGGUGGACACCGCCUUUGCGCGGCCACAGAAACCGCAGAUAACCAGCGUAACUGUGGUGCCAGCUCCCCAGGAGUCGCCCGUAUCCAGCAGUGCUGCCGAAACGCCGCCACUCGAGAAGCGACCCGAACAGGUGGGCGCCAUCUCCACCAGCCACGAGAGUCCGCGGCAGAGCCUCUCCUCGCCCACAGAUUCAAUGGAUUCGGCGAAGAGCACACCCUCGGCCUCACCCAAGCCCCAGUUGCAGGUCCAGAUCCAGCCGCAGGUGCUGCAGAUGCGCACCCAGCCCCAGGGCAAUCUUCCAACUCCAGCGCCAGUCACCGUGCCCGCCCAUCUCCGCGUGAUGCGCCAGCAACAGCAGCAGCAGGCACAUUUUAUAUCCAGCCAGCGGCUGCCAGUGGCCAGCAGCAGUGCAGCCAUGGCCACGCUGACCAGAAGCAUUGUGACCUCCACGGCGGGCACGGGCACUUUAACGGCACGCCCGGUGACCACCACCUUGAGCAGCUCCAACUCUGCAGUGGCACAGCUUCAGUCGAUGGCCGGGGCAAUGGGUCCUUCGGGCGGCGGUGGCCAACUGAUCAUGACGUCCUCGGGACAGCUUCUGGUCAUUCCCACGCCCAGCAACAAGGCACAGGCGCAGCAACACCAUCGCCCGGGUCAGCCGGGACAGGGUGGUGUCAUCAUCCAGCAGCAACAGCAGCAGCAGACGGCGGAGCUGCAUCCGCAGCCUGGCGGUGGCUACAUCGUCAGUCAGCCCACUGCAGUGGCUGCGGCAAGUUCCAGCAGCAGUAGCAGCAGCAGCAGCACAGUCAUCCUGAACUCUGGCGGGGCCAAGCUGCUUCACCAUCAGAUCAUCACCUCGCAGGCGGGGCAGAUCAAUCAGGCGGCAGGAGGAGCCACCAACCAGCCGCAGACUGCAGUUCUGCUCAACACACUGCCCAACGGCGGCUAUAUCGUCCAGCAGCAUCAGCAGCAGCAUCAGUCCCAGACCCAACAGCAAGCGGAGCAGCUGCUGGCCAUGCCGCAGCCCCCUCCUGCGCAAACCCUGAUCAUCAGCUCGCCGGACACCAAGAGAAGAGCGCGAAAGCGCAAGAGCUCAAUCUGUAGCACACCGCCGCCGAGUUCACCCGCUAAGACGCUAUCGCCCCAGAUCUCGCCCAGCAUACCCAGUCAGGCACCCGCCCUGCUCCACCAGCAGGCGGCAGCAGCAGCAGCAGCGGCGGCAGCUGCUCCCCAAUUCCCGCAACAGUUCCAGCUCAGUCCCGGCAUUCAAGGAAUCGUGGUGAACAAGCCGAAUCCACAAGCGGCCCCGCAGACCCAGCAGCUGCUCCUCCAAAACGGCCAGAUCCUGCAGCAGGUGAAUCUCAUUGGGCAGCAGCUUCUAAUGCCGGCUGGCUUGGUGAUGGCCCCGGAUGCCACGUUACUGCAGAUCCAGAACAUGCCCACGACGAGUCUACUGACGCCCCAGGGUCCCGUAAUGCUGCGCACACCGUCGCCACAGAGCAAGCCCUCCUUCAUCUCGCCCAGCGCCGGGGGUCAGCAGUACAUAGUGGGUGCUAAUGGCCAGUUGAGCCCCAUUGGACAGAUCUACUCCACGCCCAUGGGUCUGGUGAUGCCGACCGGCCAGCAGGGCGGCGCUUCCUUCGUCCAGGCUAGUCCCACGACCACCACCAUCCAGAUCCAGCACCAGCCUCAGCCUCAGCACCAGCCCCAGCCAGCUCCGCAGUCCCACACGCAGAUCAGCCUACAGCCUGCAGCCGCCCAGACCACCACCUAUGUGGCCGAGUCCGGGUUGAUGAAUCGUCAGGGAACGGCAGCUGCCAGUCCGCCUGACACCACCACCUGUAGUCCGCGAAGUCCGGAACGACCGCCCAGCCAUCGAAGCAGCGGCAGCGAUAUGGUGCAAUGCGUGUCCAGCUCGGAGCCGGAUGCGGCUGUGUCGCCGCAAAGUGCCGAGAGCAGGCAGUCGCCCUCAUCCACGGACUGUGAGAGGAGCAUCUGCGGCAACAAUCUAUUCACCCAGCCCAGCGGGAUAUACAAGCACUCGGAGCCCAAGAUCCGGCGCAUUCACAUCACUUCACAGGGAGUCACGGAAAACGGGAUUAGUUUGAUGCAGGGACAAGCCUCCUCGACACCCGCUGCAGCCGCAGCCGCAGCCACAUCCUCAUCAGCAGUUGCCGCUUCAGCCGUAAUUGGCGGCCAACAACAAUAUCAUCUUCAACAGCAGCAGCAGCAACAGCAGCAACAACAGCAGUCGCCCUCUUCAACGAAUAACAAAAUAAAUGGACUGGCGCGGAGCAAGCGCCAGGCCAACAACACAAGUGGUGGCUCCAGCAUGAUGCUGACCGCCAGCACGGCGGCCACACUGAGUGGCCUCUUCACUCAGCAGCAGCAGCAGCGAGCCAAGCCCAUACGCAUUGCACCGGCUCCGCCCGCAACGGGAUCGGGAGUUGGACCAAUAACUGCAGCAGCAGUGGGAGUGGGAGUGGGAGCUACUGCCACGGUUACUCCGGCUGGCCGAACGGAGAUCCUCAAGCUGGCCAAAUGACCAGCACUGUCGGCGUUGUCGUCGACAGUCAGCACAGCCAACUACACGCUCGUCAUCGGGCACAAGUAGUAGUCGCGUAAAGCUAUCCACACAUACGAUACCAGAGCAUAGAGUUUAGUGUUAUACAUAUAGAUGUCAUCCUCAGCCGCCGGAGUUUGUUUCGUAUGUAUUCUUUACCAGGUUCACAGCCAGACUCCCCCGCUUAGUUGCGUCGCGCCGGGCGGCGCUUUGAAAUAGACAAUAAAACAGCAAAGAGAUGUUAAUGGAAAUCGAGUUACAAAGGAUGAGAGAGAGAGAGGGUUCUAAACACAAUAAGCAAAUCGGUUUUUGGCUUCUUAGAAAACUUGACAUUGUUUUGUACAUAAGCUACAGAUGUUAGUACUUAAGUAUUUAUUUAUUGCAUAUAGAUCCUCGGUUUCUAUAGGUUUUUUUUUUGUUAUUUCGUUGCAAUUUGUAGACUCGACCUUUAUUUUUAUAUAUUUAUAUAUAUUUAGGUAGCAUUAGCUGGUAUUUAUAGCCACUAAGUUGAACACACCGCGUAAUGAUCAAGAAAGCAAAUUGAACAUCAAAUCAAAGAAAUCAAAAACGAUUUUUCAAAUUAUUGUUUAUGCCAGAAAGUGUUGUUUAGAACUCGAUGCGAUCAAAUUAUUUAUAAACAAGCCGAGCAUGCGAUGUACGGGAGGGAAGAAGUAAGAGAAAUUAUAUUUAUAAAUUGUUAUUAUUUAUUUAGUUGAAACUAUUGUAAAAUUAUAAUUGUAAAACGGAAAAACAUGAAAUGGAAUCACUCUUAGCGGAAAACCACACACACAAAACAAAUAAAGAGUAAAAACAAAACAGAGA